Molecule: messenger RNA, 927 nt
Organism: Fonsecaea multimorphosa CBS 102226
Lineage: Eukaryota; Fungi; Ascomycota; Eurotiomycetes; Chaetothyriales; Herpotrichiellaceae
Exons: 2
Coding region: 1-927 (308 amino acids)
Source: RefSeq, a predicted model, not a curated record
AUGGCCCAAGCUGAGCGGAGGGCUUCCAGUCCAGUAUCUGAAACUUUGCCUGACGCUGCUACUCCCUCCACUGCUCCAGCCACGGAGUCACCGGUGGUAGUGUACGCUGCCCCGGAUGCCCACAACUCCAUCUCGCCUUCUUUCGAGACUGCCAAGCGGUGUCACCUGCACAUAAGACAGCAGCCCAGAGCUGCACGCGCUGGGCCGGAUGGGAAGGAUCGAAGAGCCGUUGAUCCACCCCCGGUCGUGCAGUUGUUGAUGGACGACUUUGAUCCUGACAACGAGGCCGAUGUAGCAGAGCUCAAAUGCCCCUUCUGGGUUGUGCACUGCCGCUUGGUGGGCGCAGUAGCUGUCAACUCGGAUGUGAGCACGCAGUCCUACUACACAGAUGACGGGCAAAAAGAAGUGCAACGUCUGCUCUUGGGCACCACUGUGGCGAGUCCUACUCAUACUUCUGAUGACCCGGAUCCCCCCACCAUGCCCACGCAUCCCAGAACAAGAGAUCCGGUGUCGGCACCGCCUAGUCCUACGUCUAGGUUUCUGCCCAGUGCCGCCCAUGGGGGGAGACUACCAAGAGCUCCGCAGAACAUCCCCGGCUCGUUCUUCAUCUUUGCCGACCUCUCCGUUCGUAGAGCGGGGGAGUACCGGUUGCAGUUUACACUGAUGAAGAUGGAGCCUCCCUUGCUCAAAGUCGGUGCUACGGUGCCUGCUCAUCACGUUGUCACUAGUCAAGUCUUCCGAGCCGUCAACGCAAAGGAUUUCGACCAGGUCCAGGCUAGCACCAACUUGGUGAAAGGACUCCUUGACCGAGGUGCAGGAUUCCCGCUCAAAUUGAAGAAAGGGAUCAGAGAGGGCCAAAGACGGAGGAGACUAAACUGGGAUGACUAUUCUGACGACGAGGAUUCGGGAGACUACGACAACGAAUGA